Heterobilharzia americana is the source of this 999-nucleotide messenger RNA. The record is from the annotation of a GenBank genome assembly. NCBI's taxonomy places the organism in Eukaryota, Metazoa, Platyhelminthes, Trematoda, Strigeidida, Schistosomatidae.
AUGGAUAGCAAAUUAACCAAUGUACCUGCCUCUGACACUUCAGACACCAAAGUAAUCAAAGAUCCUGAUCAAGUAUUUUCUAUGAAUAAUUCUGAAGAAACUGCUGGUUCACACCCUCUGAAUUCUCAAAACACUAUGAGUACACCUGAUGCAGAUGAGCAAGAAGUACUUGUGAAUUACAAUGUAGGAAACUCCAUCUCUUCUUAUUCUACUCCUCAGAAACAUCUGCCAGCCUCCCAAGAAUCUAGUGUCAGCAUGUUGACAAGUUUCAGAAAACGUCUCAAACAACAUUUAGUUCCAUCAAGAAGCGCAAGUUUGCACAAAAGUAUGCAUGAUUUGUCAUUAUCUCCAAAGAAAAACCUUUCGUCCUCAUUUAGAAAUGAUCCAGGAAGUAGAAAACCUGCUUCAACUGUUAUACCAUCAUCAUCCACUGGAAGUAUAUCUAACCUUACACAAGAUGUUCCCGAGGAUAUAAGUAAUAUUCAGAAUGAACAUGAGGCAGCAUUACAAAACGUAUCAUCACUUACUGCCAGUCAGGUUCAGCUAAUUCAGUCUACUUGGGGUUUAGUAAAGCAGCAUAUUGAAAAAAUUGGAGUGAUUACUUUUUUGGGAAUUUUCGAACAACAUUCAGACUUUCGUGAUGCAUUCACCGAAUUUCGACGAAAUAAAUUUGCAGAUGUGAAACAUGAUCCAGCGAUGCAAGUGCAUGGCUUAAGGGUUCUCAGUAUAAUGGAUAAACUGGUCACACGACUUCCUAAAACAGAUGACAUCGAAAGACAACUAAUGGCUAUUGGAGCUAAACAUUGUCGAUAUGUUCCAACAAUUGGUCUUAUAUCGAGUGUUUCUGAUCAACUAUGGGGUGCUAUAGAACCAGUUUUAAAAGAGGAAGGCUUAUGGACAGACAGUUUAGCCGAUACGUGGAGGACAGUUCUCGACUACUUGACAAAAACAGUAAGAUAUGGCUUGGCAAAAACAUUUCGAUCUACUACAUGGAAUUAA